Messenger RNA from Portunus trituberculatus (swimming crab), 2115 nucleotides. RefSeq names its product tRNA dimethylallyltransferase-like. NCBI's taxonomy places the organism in Eukaryota, Metazoa, Arthropoda, Malacostraca, Decapoda, Portunidae. The record is from RefSeq and is a predicted model, not a curated record. Gene Ontology annotation, molecular function: nucleic acid binding; zinc ion binding; tRNA dimethylallyltransferase activity. Gene Ontology annotation, cellular component: mitochondrion. Gene Ontology annotation, biological process: tRNA modification.
AGAGAGAACUCGGAGCGGACAUCAGCUGAUCGAGUCAACAUGGCCGCGGGACUUGGCAACACGGCUACCCGCUUGCCUUUAAUCGUCAUUUUGGGCGCUACCGGUACAGGAAAAUCCAAACUGGCCCUGGAAAUAGCAGCACGAUUCCAGGGAGAGAUCAUCAGCGCGGAUUCCAUGCAGGUAUACCGCGGGCUGGACAUCAUCACCAACAAAGUCACCAAAGAGGAGCUGGCCCAGGCACCACACCACCUCUUGGGCUUCCUGGACCCUUGGCACGCUUUCACUGUCACUGACUUCCGAAACGCGGCACUCCCUGUCAUUGAGAGGCUGCAGAGGGAGAGGAAGGUGCCGGUGGUGGUGGGUGGCACUAACUACUACAUCGAGGCACUGCUCUGGAAGGUGUUAGUUGAUAGUGAUGGUGAUAGUGGUGGUGAUAGUGCCAAGUUGAUUUAUGAAAGAGAUUGUGAAGUGUAUGGUGGUGAUGAUGUGUCCAGAGUGAGUGCCAGUGGUGGUGAUGGUGGUGGUGGCGUGUGUGAUGGUGAAAAGGCUUGUUCUGGGUCUGUGCGGCACUGUGAAGGGUCUACAAUGAAGAGUGCCAGUGAAAAAUGUGAUUCUGGCAGUGAAACGCAUAGUGGAAAGUGCCGUUUGACUAGAGCCACUGGGAAAAUUGGUGAAUCUGGCACUGAAAACCCAGAUAGAGUCAGUGAAAACCUUAGUGCCAGUGAAAACAAGGCCACAGAAACCAACAGUGCCACAGAAACACACCCAAAUGGCACUGAUCCAGACCAGAGAGGGUGCCAGGGGAGCAGUGCCACAGAGAAGAAGCGUGACCUGUCUGGCAGUGACCGGCACUCCCCUAAACGUACAAAAGUAAGCUCGGAAAACAGUGCCAGUGAAAACAAAGAGAAGGAAAACGAAUUUGAAAAACGAGAGAAUGAAGAGAAAAAAGGAGGAGGAGGAGGAGGAAGAGAAGAAGGAAGAGGAGGAGGUGGAGGUAAACGAACAAGAAAAACCCCAGAAAACAGUGCCAGUGAAAACGAGGAGAAAGAAAACAAAAAUGGAGAAAAUGAAAAACAGGGGAGCAGAGAGAAAAAAGUGGAGAAAAUGGAGGAGGAGGAGGAGGAGGAUACAGUGUGGCAAGGAACAGAGGAGGCAACAGAUGUCCUAUAUGCUCGCUUGAAGGAAGUGGACCCAGAAACAGCAGCAUCCUACCACCCCAAUGAGAGGAGGAAGAUUAUAAGGUCCUUGCAGGUGUGGGAGCAGACGGGGCGGCCACACAGCGCUAUCCUGAGGGAGCAGCGCCAGCAGGAGGGGGGGUCUGGCCUGGGGGGAGCCCUCAGAUACCCCAACACUCUUAUCUUCUGGCUGACGUGUGACCAGGACGUCUUACUGGCCAGACUGGACGCGCGAGUGGACGAGAUGAUAGAGCGGGGCCUUCUGCAGGAGCUCACCGCCUUUCACGCCUCCUACAACGCGGGGCGGGUGGCGGCGGGGGGCGGGGUUGCCGACUACACGAAGGGCGUCUUCCAAAGUAUUGGCUUUAAGGAAUUCCACAAGUUUCUGGUGUUGGGGGAGGAGGAGAGGGCGUCGGAGGGGGGGCGGAGGCUGUACCAGGCUGGGGUGGAUGCCAUGAAGCUGGCCACUCGUCAAUACACCAAGAAACAGCUGAGGUGGAUCAAGAACCGUUUUCUUUCGCCAUCUGACAGAAAGGUCCCCCCGGUGUUCACCCUGGAUGCCACCGACCCCUCCCUCUGGAGUGCCACGGGGGAACCUGCCAGGGGGGUGGUGGAGGCAGUGAUAGCGGGAAGAGUGCCACCCCUCCCCCCCGCCAACCCUCCCCUGGGGCCAGACAGCGCCAGGAGAAACACGAAGAGCCGGCAUGAGUGUGAGGUGUGCCAGAGGGUGUUGAUUGGUGACCACAUCUGGCUGGCCCACCUCAACGGCGCCCGCCACAGGAAGAUGGUGAAGCGAAGGGCGGCUCUACUCAACGCUGAUGGCAACACUGCUGGUGGUGGUCGUGGUGGCAACACUGAUACUUCUGGUGGUGAUGGUGGUAGAUGAGGUGGUGGUGGUGGUGGUGGUGGUGGUUGAAUUCAUUAGUGUUUUAUUUUUUUU